AUCGAGUCGGCCAUGUUCCUCAGUGAACGGCUUCAGCUGAGUGACAGUGUGCAGCGGGCAGGAAAGACCGACCUGCUUUCGUUCCGAAAGACUACCGGCAAUGGCUGCAGCUCGUAAAGUCAUCGUGUACGGAGGAAAAGGCGCCCUAGGAACCAAAUGCGUGGAGCUUUUUAAAUCUAAGCACUGGUGGGUUGCCUCCAUUGAUUUUACAUCUAAUGAAGAGGCGAAUGCGAGUAUCAUUGUGAAGACGAGCGAGUCCUUCACCGAGCAGGCAGAGCAGGUUACUGCUGAUAUUGCCAGCCUUCUUGGGGAGCAGAAGGUGGAUGCCAUAAUCUGUGUAGCAGGGGGUUGGGCAGGCGGUAGCGCAAAAGCAAAAUCUCUUUAUAAAAAUGCUGACUUGAUGUGGAAGCAGAGCAUGUGGACAUCUACAAUCUCCAGUCAUUUAGCCUCAAAAUAUCUCAAAGAUGAUGGCUUUUUGGCACUUACUGGAGCAAGUGCUGCUUUAAGUGGGACACCAGGAAUGGUGGGCUAUGGCAUGGCGAAAGCAGCUGUACAUCAACUGUGCCGGAGUCUAGCUGGAGAGAACAGCGGGUUGCCCGUUGGAUCUUCUGCUCUGGCAAUUUUGCCAGUUACCUUGGAUACACCGAUGAACAGGAAAUCAAUGCCUAAUGCAGAUUUCAGCUCCUGGACACCAUUAGAAUUUGUUGCUGAAACCUUCUAUAACUGGACUGAUAAAGCUGCCAGACCUGCCUCAGGAAGUCUUAUUCAACUUGUAACAACUGGGAACAAAACUGAUCUAAUCCCUGCUCAACUCUGAGAUGGAAUCUCCAUUAUUAACCAUUCAACAUGGAGAUCAGUUUAGUUAUUUUUGUGAAGUGCCAUUUCGCAUACCUAAUAGGAAUCAAUUGGUACCAGUGAUAAUGUGAUGGAUGGUGAUGGAAAAAAUAUUUGAUUGCAUCUUCCUUUCUUUCUACUUCCUUGCCCUGUGUAUUGAAGGGUUCUUCACUCAGUGAUUUGAACACUAUUUUCCUUCUCUUUUUUAAACUUCUUAUUGCUGUUUCUUACUCUAACACACUAUGCUUUCACAGAAUUAUUUGAGAUGAGAAAGUACAGAAUGAAAGAUCAUUUUCCUUGCCUUAUGUUAGCUUACCUCGUCUUGUUUACCAGUAGCUAAGUGAAUGCUUUAUCUUUUUAUGAUUGUGUUUCUGUAAUAAACAUUGCACCAUCUACAAUCUACAAAUUGUUUGAAAUUUGUAUAGAACUGAUGGUGCAAGCUCACAUUUCCAGGAUUAACUACAUUUCAGAAUUUGGUUGAGUUCACAGCUUGAUUUAUAUUUCUGCUCAUAACCUGUUAGAACAUUUGAAUGAUUUUUAUUUGAUGGAGUGCAGAGUAUAACUUAGUUCAAUUGGAAGCAUAAUGCAAAGUAUACGAGUGUUCAGUUUGACUGAACUCAUCUCAACUGGAUUGAGAUUUUACUCCUGAGUACAACUGAAUCAUCAAUAGAAUUUGUUAAUGAAUUUGCAAGUUCUUUCAAGAUCACAAAACUUUGAAAGGAGGAAUUAUACAAGAAAGGAGUUCUAUGGUAUUCUAACAAAAAAAAUCUUCCCAUCAACAGAACAGCUGCAGAUAUAGAUUAUACUUAGUUUUCCCACUACCUCAUUGGCCACACCUUCCAACAUCUCCUUAACUAUUCUUGAUCUGGAAAGGAUGGACCAAAGUUUCUGUUCCGUACUUUUCUACGACUCUAUGAAAUCAGACUAGAAGCAGAGUACCGGUUCUUACGGCAGCACAGUGGAAUAACUAGUAGACUUGCUGCCUCGCGGGUUCAGUUCUGACCGCUGGUGUUGCCUGUGUCAGGUUACGAUGUUCUGUGGAUGCUCUGAUCUCCACCAUAUACCAAAGACGUACAAAUUAUUAGGUUAAUGUGCCACCAUAAAUUGAGCCUAGUGAAGAAUUGAAUGGUAGAAUCUGGGGAGAUUUCAUAGGAAUAUAGUGAGAAUAAAAUGGGAUUCAGGCAAAUGGUGUUUGAUGGUUGGAAAGGAGUCAGUGGGCUGCAGGGGCUGUUUACAUGCAUAUUCUCUCCAAGCUUCUUACACUUAAAAUUAGUUCUAAUGUUAAAAUAGUGCAGUCAAAGAAAUCCUACCAAUUAAUUUUUACUGAUGUACCUUAAAUUGUCUGAGUCAUGCAUAAAGAUUUUAGUCUGCUUCAUUCAUAAUUAUAAACAGGAAUAGGAUAAACAAUAUUUACUACAAGGAAAAGAAAGCUGAUAGAUUCAAAACCAAACAAAUCAAAUCACAAAAUCUAUCUAAUAUAAUGUUUGAGGUUGCAAAAUGUGUUUUACAUACACAAUUGUAAAAGAAUUAUCUAAAAAGAUGUUAGUAAAACAUAUGGAUUGUAUUAUUUCCUUUAUAUAUUGGUUUCUCAGAGUUGUUUUCCAGCUAAGAAGUGGGAAAAGUAACUUAUUGCCAAGUAGGUCUUGCACUCGAGAAAGGGCCACCGGGAGACGGAUGUAGGUUAGACGCUUUGCAGCGGUUUUUUCUAGUUGUUUCACCUUUUUAGAAAAAUGUUUCCCACACCCUCUCCAUGCCCCAGAUCAGCAAGUUCAAGAAAUGAAUUUGUGGAAAGACAAAAGGAUGAAUGCAUUUCUAAUAAUGAUGAUCUAAAGAAAAAGUUAUUGUGAAAAUAAUUAUCUUGGAGCAUCUCCAACUCCGAAAUUAAAAACUCAACAAUUCUCCCUUUGAAUGAAUUUACAAUCUAAUUCAUGUCAUUGAUACACAUUCUCUUCAGUUUGAAUUUGGUUUGCCAAUAUAGUUGCACCGUAAGUGAUUCUAAUUAUGAUGCAGUAGCAAUGAUAAACUUGAAUUGCUUUACAUGAACGUAAUUUUGUACAUUACAUUAUCUUGACUCUUAAUGCAAAUAUAAUAUAUACAAUGGAAUAUUAAAAUUGUUGUAGACAGUAUUCAAGCUUUGUAGCUAUGUCAUCAAUAAAGCAAAUAUGUAUUUGUGAUUUGA
Hypanus sabinus (Atlantic stingray) is the source of this 3013-nucleotide messenger RNA. Its product is annotated as dihydropteridine reductase-like. The record is from RefSeq and is a predicted model, not a curated record. Gene Ontology annotation, cellular component: cytoplasm. Gene Ontology annotation, biological process: tetrahydrobiopterin biosynthetic process; L-phenylalanine catabolic process. NCBI's taxonomy places the organism in Eukaryota, Metazoa, Chordata, Chondrichthyes, Myliobatiformes, Dasyatidae. Bases 101 to 817 code for a protein of 238 amino acids. Gene Ontology annotation, molecular function: NADPH binding; NADH binding; 6,7-dihydropteridine reductase activity. The transcript has 7 exons.